AUGCAUCUGCAAGUGUUCUCACGAUACUGCCUUUUUAUCUUCACCUUUCCCACAUUUUUCUCUUUUGGUUACGGCCUCUUGCCAGUGCGCUGCGAUGAAUCUACACUACCCCCAGAAAACCUAGGGCUAACCAGCACCAAAUUUACCCGAAAUCUUGACAAUUAUCUUGAGAUUCUUUCCACUACUGCUGUCUUCCGAAACUUCAAAAACUCGAUUUCUGAGGAUAUGAAAUUCCUUCAUGUUUUCCUUUCAUAUAUUUACCAUCCGAAUAGCCUUGGUCCUAGGAGUACUCUCCCGGUGGCUGCCCUUGCAAAUUUGUACAGGUUGAUCGUAGGGCUCAAGCUUCACUGCUUCGAAUCUGCGUUUCAUCUCGCCAAAACUCUCAUCCAAGUCGACGAGGCGGAAGCCUAUGUUCCUGUCCCAUUGCCUGAUUCGGAUUCAACGGCCGAUACCAAUCCUUUAUGGAUGGAAGACGAAGAACCCAACAGUGCGCGCCGAUUCCAGUAUAUCAAUGAUAAUAUCGCAACGAACAUCAUCGGACGCCUAGGGACAUUAAUUUACCAAUAUGACCAAAUAUUACUCUUCGCGGUAGAUGGGUGGACGCCGGAGCAAAUCUUCAGUAUCCGAAAGUUCAGAGCCGCAUACGAAGCCUUCAGAAACGACACAGUAACUAUCACAAAUAAAUCAAAGUACGCCGGUCUGAAUCUGAAUAUGCGACAGCGAGAGUUGUCCAGGGAGGAGCUGAAAGCCAUGGUGGACGAUCCGGCUGCUGUGUAUUAG
Molecule: messenger RNA, 780 nt
Organism: Orbilia oligospora ATCC 24927
Lineage: Eukaryota; Fungi; Ascomycota; Orbiliomycetes; Orbiliales; Orbiliaceae
Exons: 1
Coding region: 1-780 (259 amino acids)
Source: RefSeq, a predicted model, not a curated record